AUGCUCCGGGCUCCCGAGCCGCGGCCGGGCGAGGCGGAGGCGGCCGGCUGCAGUCCGCGGGCCGCGCCGCCCACGCAGUCCAAGCCGCUGACCUCCUUCCUCAUCCAGGACAUCCUGCGGGACUGCCCCGAGCGGCGCCGCGGCCAAACCGGUCACCCGCAGCCACCGUCCGGGCCGGACCCAAGGCGCGACCCUGAGCCUGAGCCCGAGGCUGGAGGAGAAGGAGGCCGCGCCCGGGCGCCUGCGGAGCCGCUGAGCGCCGGGCCCUGUGCCGCUCCGGGGGAGGCCGAGACGCUGGCGGAGUCCGAGCCAGAUAGUCACUUUGAGACUUAUCUCUUGGACUGUGAGCACACUUCAGGCGCCUUACCAAGCCUUUCCCAGACCCCCAAGCAGCCUCAGAAGCGUUCCCGAGCUGCCUUCUCCCACACUCAGGUCAUUGAGUUAGAGAGGAAGUUCAGCCAUCAGAAGUACCUGUCUGCCCCCGAAAGGGCUCACCUGGCCAAGAACCUCAAACUCACUGAGACCCAAGUGAAAAUAUGGUUCCAGAACAGACGCUAUAAGACUAAACGAAAGCAGCUGUCUUCAGAUCUGGGCGACUUAGAGAAGCCCUCCUCCUUACCAGUCCUGAAGGAGGGGGGCUUCUCCAGGGCCUCCCUAAUCUCCAUGUAUAACAGCUACCCUUACUACCCCUACCUUUAUUGCCUGGGCAGCUGGAGCCCUGCUCUCUGGUAAUGCCAGCUCAGAGGACAACUAUGUGCGAUCAGAAACUGCCUUCCCCGGAGAGUCUCUGUGGAAAACUGAAGGGGCUGAGGUCAGGAAGAGCUGGGGUCCAAGAGGUGUGCAGACCAAAACUGUUGGAGGUUUCUGUGGAAAUCCCAGAUUCUUCACUGGUGGGCCAAUGAAAGACCUAGGGCAGCGACUAUUUCACUAUCUAAAUAGUUCCCCCAGUGCCUGCCAUAGAUCACUGUUGCUUUUAGCUUACUGUUUGAGGAGAGGAAGAGAAAAACCAAGUGCUGUUCCCAGCACUUUGCUUGACUUUGGAUGAGCUGUGUGCCUUGCUCCUGAGGAUUCUGUUGCUGUGGCUCCAUCCUCCUGGGUGAUUGAUAUCAACUCUGAAAGAGCCAACCUAAGGAGAGAAAGACAGCCAAGAUGAGGAUGUCACCUACUGAAGUAAACUUAGGUUCAAAAAACUCCUAUUGGCCUUGGAAUGGGGCCCAGGUUUCUCUCUAUUCCUGUAAAA
Molecule: messenger RNA, 1240 nt
Organism: Urocitellus parryii (Arctic ground squirrel)
Lineage: Eukaryota; Metazoa; Chordata; Mammalia; Rodentia; Sciuridae
Gene: Nkx3-1
Product: NK3 homeobox 1
Biological process (GO): regulation of transcription by RNA polymerase II; cell differentiation
Cellular component (GO): nucleus
Molecular function (GO): DNA-binding transcription factor activity, RNA polymerase II-specific; RNA polymerase II cis-regulatory region sequence-specific DNA binding
Source: RefSeq, a predicted model, not a curated record